GUGGAGAGGACGAGAAGCGCGCCGGACGUUCUUCGCCGCAGGGCCGGCGGGGCUAGGGAGCGGGACCGAGACGGACUGUGCUGGUCAAAUGCAGAAUGCAGGUGCCCGCUUUGACAUUCUCGUCAUCACUUCACACCCACACCCACUCGCCUCCACACUCCUUCAUCCUUGUGCGAAUACGGCUCCAGGAACUUCGUGCUCGCUGCUCUACUGUCCCUCUCCGCUGCCCCCUCGGCUUUACUCGAUCGAGCGAACGACAUCGCCGAACGCCGCGGACCCCACCUUGCUCGCCCCGCAAUCCGAACAGCUCCUCUCCCACCACUCGCCACUCGUUGGUAGUCGGACAAGACCGCCUUCCCUCCAGUAAAAGCAAGGACCGACCAACAUGGCAUCCACGGCAGCUGCAGCUGGUCUGCUCGGCCGUCAGCUCAAGCAGAUGCAAACGGACAAGGAUAUCCCGGGCAUCAGCUGCGGUCUCAUGGACAACAAUGUGUUUGAGUGGGAGGUUAUGCUCAUGAUCAGCGAUGAGUGCAAGUUUUACGGCGGUGGCUUCUUUCGCACGCGCCUCUCUUUUCCGCCGGAAUAUCCGCUUUUGCCCCCAAAGAUGAAGUUUGAAACACCCAUCUUCCACCCUAACAUCUACCCCACCGGUGAGGUCUGUAUUUCUAUCCUCCACCCUCCCGGUGAGGACAAGUACGGCUACGAGUCUGCGUCGGAACGCUGGUCCCCUGUCCAAACGCCCGAAACUAUCCUCCUUUCCGUCAUCUCCAUGCUCUCCUCACCGAACGACGAGAGCCCUGCAAACGUCGAGGCGGGAAGGUUGUGGCGCGAUGACCCGAAGGAGUUCAAGAAGCGCGUCAGGAAAUGCGUCAGAGACAGCUUGGAGGAGGGCAUGUAAAGGGAAGCACCAAGAGCUUCGUUAGGUUUGCAGUUUCGCCAAAAGGCACUCCGCUUUCGAGCCGAGGUGGGAGGCAAUGGCGUAGUGUACAUAGGGAUUACGGUUACAUGCAUGGCUCGGAGUUUUCAGGCAUCAUGACGAGAUAUUUGAGCUUCUUAUUUCAUGAAAAAAUGACAAGCAAAUGGAGGUUUGGGUU
Molecule: messenger RNA, 1094 nt
Organism: Aplosporella prunicola CBS 121167
Lineage: Eukaryota; Fungi; Ascomycota; Dothideomycetes; Botryosphaeriales; Aplosporellaceae
Exons: 3
Coding region: 386-898 (170 amino acids)
Cellular component (GO): endoplasmic reticulum; cytosol
Source: RefSeq, a predicted model, not a curated record